This is a messenger RNA of Aspergillus nidulans FGSC A4, 1689 nucleotides long. RefSeq lists its product as uncharacterized. Gene Ontology annotation, biological process: transmembrane transport. The transcript has 2 exons. NCBI's taxonomy places the organism in Eukaryota, Fungi, Ascomycota, Eurotiomycetes, Eurotiales, Aspergillaceae. Gene Ontology annotation, cellular component: membrane. The record is from RefSeq and is a predicted model, not a curated record. The coding region runs from base 1 to 1689 and encodes 562 amino acids.
AUGGAGAUAUCUGAAAAAGAAUCAAACCAUCCUAGUCCUACCCCUGACACCUCGCACAAUGACACCCAGCUCGGCACGAAAGAGGAUAUCGCCAGCUCUGAUGGUGCACAUCUGCAGCGCCACCUCAACUACCGGCAGGUGCAGAUCAUGGCCAUGGGAGGAUCCAUCGGCACCGCCUUGUUCGUCAACAUUGGCGGCGGUCUCGCAAAGGGCGGUCCCUUGUCCCUACUCCUAGGCUUCACCAUAUACUCCCUGAUCCUCUCCUGCGUCAACAACUGCAUCGCCGAGAUGACCGUUCUCCAUCCCGCGCCGGGCGGUUUUAUUCGCAUGGCCGGGAUAUGGGUCGACGACGCCUUUGGCUUCAUGGCGGGCUGGAACUUCUUCCUCUACGAAGCGCUAACGAUACCGUUCGAGAUCACCGCAUUGUCCAUGACGCUCUCGUUCUGGAGAGACGAUAUUCCCGCCGGAGCAGUGGCGGCUGUCUGCAUUGUAUCUUAUUCUUGCUUAAGCGUCUUCGCCGUCAAAGUCUACGGUGAAGCAGAGUUCUGGGGCUCCGGCGGCAAGAUGCUGCUCAUAUCGAUUCUGUUCGCAUUCACAUUUGUGGCCAUGGUAGGCGGGAAUCCGCAGCACGACGCCUUUGGAUUCCGGCAUUGGAGAGACCCCGGGCCUAUGGCUGAGUACCUGAGCGCAGGCAAUCUCGGCCGCUUUGAGGGGUUCCUGGGAUCAUUAUGGAUGGCCAGCUUCACGACUGUUGGGCCGGAGUACGUCACCCUGAUCGCAGCGGAGACAAAGCACCCGCGCACAUACGUGAAGAAAGCAUUUCAGACCGUCUUCUGGCGUUUCCUGCUCUUCUUCAUCAUGGCCGCCGUCAGUGUGGGCAUUCUCGUGCCAUACGACGAUCCUGCUCUGAUCGCAAACUUUGUCACCAACACCGCCGAUGGCAGCAAAUCCGGCUCCUCCCCGUUCAUAAUCGCCAUGGGGAAUCUACAGAUCUCGGGAUUGCCGCAUGUGAUGAACGCGCUACUCGUCACGACCAUCUUCUCUGCGGGAAAUACGUACAUGUACUGCGCCAGCCGCAGCCCCUACGCCUUGUCAUUAGAAGGCCGCGCGCCCCGGAUCCUCUCGAAAUGCACCGGACAAGGCGUGCCCAUCUAUUGCGUCCUGGUGACGAUCUGCUUCCCGCUCCUCUCCCUCCUGCAACUCGGCGACGCCUCGAGCCAGGUCCUUACCUGGCUCACGAACAUCCUUACCGCUGGAGGCCUGAUCAAUUACUUUACCAUGGCCGUCACGUACGUCUUCUUCUACCGCGCUUGCAAGGCACAGGGCGUCGAUCGUACGGCCUUCCCUUACUACGGGCGCUUCCAACCAUAUGCGGCGUGGGCUGGGGUCGUCGGUGAAGGACUCAUCAUUCUAUUUUUUGGGUACGGCAGUUUCUGCCCCUGGGAUGUCUCGAGUUUCUUUACAAACUAUACGAUGGUGAUCUUCGCUUUUAUGACAUUUAGCUACUGGAAGGUCGUCAAGCGGACCAAGAUGGUGAAACCGCUUGAAGCGGAUUUGGUCUGGGAGAGGCCGAUUGUGGAUUCUUACGAGAGAUCCACGCUAGAAAAGCCACGGGGCUUCUGGAGGGAGAUGGGGGAGUGGGUUAGGGGCGUCAGAAACAAAGCUGAUGGACACGGGCAGGAAUACUGA